Molecule: messenger RNA, 825 nt
Organism: Dibothriocephalus latus
Lineage: Eukaryota; Metazoa; Platyhelminthes; Cestoda; Diphyllobothriidea; Diphyllobothriidae
Source: the annotation of a GenBank genome assembly
UCCUCCGCCUCCUCAAUCGACGCGCGCUACGUGGAGGAGUUAGAGAACGACUUCUUCGACCUGGAGGACAAGUACGACUCCCUGUUGCGUGAGCGAAACGAACUCAGCGUCGAGCUGGACUCCAAAAUGCGGAGUAUUGAGGAGCUGCAGAGUUUGGUGGAACAGUACAAGGAGAAGGCCAGCACGCUGGGAGCUCGAUGCACACACCUCGAGGAGGAGAUAAAGACCUACCGGGAGCGACUCCGACUGCCCGAAAGUGAUCAGGUCGAGGCUGGAGAUCUGGGUUCAGCGAAACAAGCCCCUGCCCUUGGCACCCUCGAGGGCGAAGGAGGUGGGGACUUACGUCAGCGUUUGAACGAGGUCGAACAGCUGUGUCAGGACGUCAUGGAGGAGAAUGAGGUCCUUAAGGAAGAACUGGAGGAGAUGCAGAGGGAAAUUGAGGAAAUGCACGAUCAUUUUCAGCAGUGCGAGAGUGAGAGGGCCAACCUUGAGGAACGACUGGCUCGUCUGGAAUCUGAACUCUACAGCGAGACUGACGUCGCACACAUCCGAAAUCUCGAGGAUGAGCUUCGUGUCGCCAAAGAGGUGGGCGUACGUCUCAACAACGAGCUGGAUGCUUUGGAGGAGAAGAGACAUUUCUAUGAGAAUGAGAAUCAACAGCUCAAGGACGAACUUCAGGUCUGUCAAAAUCGCCGCAUCACGUCAGAAAAUGAGCUCGACCGGCUUCGACUAGAGGUGAGAGAGCGAAUUUGUUUGACCAAGUAUACAUCUGGAAUGCCUAGCUUAGGACUGUGCCCAUAUUUUAAUAGAUUUUAUGGGGUCUAA